Messenger RNA from Pseudogymnoascus destructans, 1218 nucleotides. RefSeq lists its product as uncharacterized. The transcript has 3 exons. Bases 145 to 1218 code for a protein of 357 amino acids. Gene Ontology annotation, biological process: regulation of dephosphorylation; regulation of signal transduction. NCBI's taxonomy places the organism in Eukaryota, Fungi, Ascomycota, Leotiomycetes, Thelebolales, Thelebolaceae. Gene Ontology annotation, molecular function: protein phosphatase 2A binding. The record is from RefSeq and is a predicted model, not a curated record. Gene Ontology annotation, cellular component: cytosol.
CGAGCUUGCGUUGGGCAGUAGUGUGCUCAGCUUCACCGCCUUUGCCAAGCCAAGAGUGUUCCAAGCUCAGUCACAGCCUCGCCUCCCCCACUACAAAAUAUAGAACUGUGUUGUUGCGAUUCAGCCUCGUCACAUACGAACAGCAUGGAGGACCAAAACAUUAAAUCGCUCUUUGCGCAAGCAGAGAGGAAGAGGCAAGAGAUUGAGCAAACUUACGACAGAAACAGUAGGGCAUACCAUGAUAGCCUUGCCACGGCAGUUGGAAGCUACGAAGAGUGCCGCGUACUUACAGACAGGCAGUCCCUGUUCAGCCUCAACGAGAUACUCGAGGACAUAACUACUGGCGACCUCCCAUACCUCCUUAUAGACUACCAUCUCGGCGACCUCUACACGCGUACCUCGAACCCCGACAGAAAGACCGCCCUCACACGAGCACGAGACGCAUACGAGCGUUUCCUCAACCGUCUCGAUAGCUAUGCUGUCCUCUCUGGAAGCUCUAAAAAGCUGAACGAUGAAUAUAACGAGAACCCAACUACCUUUUCCACGAUAUCAACGACAGACUUCACCGCACGGCGGGCCGCGAAGAUCGAAAACUUCAAACUAGAGAAAGACCUGAAGCAGAAGAUUGACUUCCUCUCCCGAAACCCUGCCUACCUCUCCCAAGACGACGAUGCAAUCCGCGACCUCCACCUGGCCAACAUCAGCCUGUCUACCCAUAACACAUUCCAGAACCUUGAAUGCCUCAGCCUCGAGAUGUCCGUAUUAGCCUCCAAGCCACCCACGCCACCGCCCGGCCCCGAAUCCAUCGCACGCGACUACCGCGAGCGCACAGGCGCACGCAGUGGUCCUGACUACUCCGACCGUCUUGACCGGCCCAUCUCGGAGUUACUAGCUGCGAAUAACAGAGCAGGGCCGCUACUGGAUAAUAGCGGAAAGCCGCUGAAGGUAUUUACGUUGACUGGUGGCCGGAAGCAGCUUCAGGAUGGGGUCUUCAGGUCGGGGCAUAACCUACCGACGAUGAGUAUCGAUGAGUACUUGGAGGAGGAGAGGAAACGUGGAGGAAUCAUCGAGGGUGGUGGAGAAGCAAGUGGAAUUAUCGCGGAGCCUGAUGAGGAUGAUUACGAAAAGGGCGAGGCGGAGACUCUGAAAGCGAGAGCGUGGGAUGAAUAUGUGGAGGAGAAUCCGAAGGGGGCUGGGAAUACGCUCAAUAGAGGGUAG